This is a messenger RNA of Amoebophrya sp. A25, 585 nucleotides long. The record is from the annotation of a GenBank genome assembly. NCBI's taxonomy places the organism in Eukaryota, Dinophyceae, Syndiniales, Amoebophryaceae.
ACUAAGUCUAAGCAGAUCAUCACAAGAAUUUUUCUUGCAAAAGAUGAGGCUAAACACCUUACUUAGCAAUAUUUAUAAGGUGAAACAAAAGUAAAAUAUUACAUCUUACUUUAUGAUUACAGACUACACAAUCUUCGCAACGACGACCAAAAUGGCUUCUAGAGUUCUCGUCUCCACCUCCUUCGCAGAAGAACAUAUUCCUGCGGUGGAAUUGGAACAUGGUGUGGUAGGCCCACCAUGGCCACUGCCACACGCUAAGAGCACAAUGGCUUCUAGAGUUCUCUCCACCUCCUUCGCAGAACAGCACCGUACUAGAGCGGAGCUUGCGCAUCAGGAACUCCCUCACGGGGUGAGUGUACCAUGGCCACUGCACCACCCGAAAAGCAUUCGCAUGCCACUUCAUCUUCGCGCACGUCAUAACGUACGUCUACGUCCUCUAUCCCUUUCGUUUUGGGGGUAUUUCGAAGAUGAUGAUGGUGAUUAUGACUAUUACGCGAAGAUACAGGGGUGGAAUAAUUUUGGCAACGGCAGCAAAAUGUAGGUCCCCGAUUGCCAUCUCUAGGGACCAUCUCUGUCCCCUUGAAU